Messenger RNA from Salvia miltiorrhiza (redroot sage), 972 nucleotides. Its product is annotated as wall-associated receptor kinase-like 17. The annotation marks the transcript as partial. Lineage: Eukaryota; Viridiplantae; Streptophyta; Magnoliopsida; Lamiales; Lamiaceae. The transcript has a single exon. The record is from RefSeq and is a predicted model, not a curated record. Gene Ontology annotation, molecular function: polysaccharide binding.
UUUCUCAUCAAAUAUUUCAAUAUUUUCACAAAAUUUACAAUGAUAUUUUAAGCACGAGUAUGAAAAGAAUUCCAAAGAGAUAAUUAUUUUUGUCUACAAAAUCAUACAAGUUCUCACAUAAUUCUUUUCAUGACUCCAACACAUCUCUUGAUCAUCAACAGAAAUUUGCAGACUUCAUAUAUACAUGUAUAUUUUUGGAAGAAAAAGAUGAAUCCGCCAUUAAUACUCAUCAUCAUCAACACCUUACUAUGCCUAACACCAACCACAGCUGCAGAAGCAUCGCUCUCCAAAAAUGGGUGCCAACAAAAAUGCGGAGACGUAACCAUCCCUUACCCCUUCGGCAUCGGCCCCAACUGCAGCUUCAACACCUCGUACGCAGUCGAAUGCGGCAGCCAAUCAAAACCGUUCUUGAAAUCCACCGGUUUGGAAGCCUUCGACUUCUCAUUGUCCGACAACACAGUUCGAGUGAUGCAGAGAGUCACCCCUCUCAACUGCUCCUCAAAGAGCGGCCAAUUUCAGCUCGGCCAAUCGCUGCUCGGCUCCCCCUUCACCUUGGGCGCCUCCAUCAAUCGCGCCGUCGUGGUCGGCUGCAGAAGCGAGGUCUCCCUGGUGGGCCCCGCCUCCGCCGCCUCCUCCGGCGGAUGCCGGCCCACCUGCGGAGCCGCCGCCGCCGCCGGCUGCUUCGGCAUCAACUGCUGCUCCGUCAUCGUGCCGGAGAUGUCUCAGCGCGUCGAGGCCGCCUACGCCGUAACACAAGACGGCGGCGGUGGUGAUGAUUCCGUUUGUGGGUAUGCUUUUCUUGCGGAUUACAAGUGGCUGUCGCGCGAGUACGAGGAUUACGUCAACUUCUCGACUCCGGCGGCGGAGAUGACGGCGCUGAGGUGGGUGCCGGCGACGUUGGAGUGGAGAUUCGACGUGGAUGUAGGGAAUCUGCGCGGGGUUGCGUGCGAGAAUCGAAGCGUGGAGGCGCAC